AUGUUAUUCGCUUUUAGUGCAAAGUGGAAAACACAAAGCGAGUGAAAAUGUUUAGUGAAAAAAGCAAUUGAGUGUUGAAGAGAGAAACGAGAAGAGAGAAGAGUUUCUAAAACAAUAUACAUAUCCGAGAGAUGACACAUAAUCUACAAGUUAGCUAUACAGCUCUGGGCAUGUCGGACGAUAAUCAAACGAACACCAAUACGAACACGAACAGCUAUUCGAUGCCAUCGAUAGCAUCGCCCACCCGCGGCACCCGCAACGUCAUCUUCCAUGAGGAGCUCAACGAUCUGGCGGGCUAUCCGCCGCAGCAGUUGCCAACGGUUCGAAGAUUCUCCAAAUCCUUUUUCCAGCGACCACGUUCGAUGUCCGUCUGGAGUGACAUUAGCCGCAGCAGCAUGCGUCUGGAUGAAAGAGUGCGUGUGGAGUACUAUGUGAAUGAAAACACAUUCAAAGAAAGACUGCAACUCUAUUUCAUUAAGAACCAGCGUUCAAGCUUACGCAUACGAAUUGCCGAUUUAUUCCUUAAGUUACUGUCGUGUGUUCUCUACAUAAUACGUGUGAUAUUGGAUAAAAAUCCAACAUUUAUAACAUGCUAUGGCUGCGAAGUGGCCAAUAAGACAGAGUUUAUCAUUUCUGCCAAGCUAACGGAGGAGGAGUUCCAGGAGAAUCCAAUUAUUAACUGGGAUGCAAUACUCUGGGUGAAUCGCCCCACGGUGCUCUGGGUGCUACAAUUACUCCUAGCCAUGGUGUCGUUAACUCAAUCUUUGGUUCUUACAUAUCUAGGCUAUAAGGGCAAUAUAUGGCAGCAAAUACUCUCAUUUCACUUUAUACUAGAAUUAGUAACGACAAUACCCUUUGCACUAACGAUUGUGCAUCCGCCACUGCGCAAUCUUUUCAUACCAAUUUUCCUGAACUGCUGGCUGGCCAAGCGUUCGCUGGAGAACAUGUUUAACGAUUUACAUCGUGCCAUGCAAAAAUCACAAUCGGCUUUGUCACAACAGUUGACCAUUUUGUCGGCCACGUUGCUAUGCCUUGUGUUCACCAGUGUUUGCGGCAUACAGCAUUUCCAGCGCGCUGGUCAUCGACAUUUGAAUCUGUUCCAGAGCACUUACUAUGUGGUUGUGACCUUCUCCACGGUUGGCUACGGUGAUUUCGUGCCGGACAUUUGGCCGUCGCAACUGUAUAUGGUCAUCAUGAUUUGUGUGGCGCUGAUUGUGCUGCCCACGCAGUUUGAACAAUUGGCUUUCACGUGGAUGGAGCGCCAGAAACUGGGAGGCAGUUAUUCCUCACAUCGUGCACAGAGCGAGAAGCAUGUUGUUGUGUGUUCCACAACGCUGCAUGCGGAUACGAUAAUGGAUUUUCUGAACGAGUUUUAUGCGCAUCCACUGCUGCAGGACUUCUACGUGGUGCUACUGAGUCCCAUGGAGCUGGACACAACGAUGCGAAUGAUAUUACAGGUGCCUAUUUGGGCGCAGCGCGUCAUUUACAUUCAGGGAUCCUGUUUAAAGGAUGGCGACUUGGCACGAGCACGCAUGAACGAGGCGGAGGCUUGUUUUAUAUUGGCAGCUCGCAACUAUGCCGAUAAAACGGCUGCCGAUGAACACACCAUACUACGCUCCUGGGCUGUCAAGGACUUUGCCCCAAAUGUCCCACAAUAUGUGCAGAUAUUCAGACCGGAGCACAAGCUGCAUGUGAAGUUCGCGGAGCACGUGGUUUGCGAGGAUGAGUUCAAGUACGCGUUGCUGGCCAACAACUGCACUUGCCCCGGCGCCAGCACACUGGUCACACUGCUCCUGCACACGUCACGCGGACAGGAAGGCCAACAGUCGCCAGAGGAGUGGCACCGGCUCUAUGGCAAAUGUUCGGGCAACGAGAUCUAUCACAUUGUGCUCGGCGACAGCCGCUUCUUCGGGGAGUACGAAGGCAAGAGUUUUACCUAUGCCAGCUUUCAUUCGCAUCGCAAGUACGGUGUCGCCUUGGUGGGAGUGCGUCCGGCAGAGCUGCCGGAAUUCUAUGAGGAUACCAUACUGCUAAAUCCAGGGCCCAGGCACAUUAUGAAAAAGGAUGACACGUGCUAUUACAUGAGCAUUACCAAGGAGGAGAACUCGGCAUUUGUCGUUAAUCAAAAUCAAACUACGGAUACAACAACCGCAGCCGGCAAAGAUGGUGGCCCAACCAGCAGUGGUGCUGCCACCACUCAUCCACAUCCAACUGCAUCAGCAUCAACAACAACAACAGCAACAGCAGCAACCGCUUUGAAUCAAGCGGCCAUUGCACCAGUGCCGUCUGUUUGUGUUCGUGUGCCCCACUGUCCCACAUACGAGUCUGGCGCCGGCACGCCCUUUGGCGAGCGGCAACACUUGCAACCGUAUCCGUAUCCGCAAUCGUCACCGUUCCCGUCACCGUCACCGUCACCGUCACCGCAACCGUAUCCGCAACAAUUGCAACAACAAACAUGUGACAGUGAUUAUACAACACUAUUUGUGCCCAGCGACCACCCAACGGCUGUGAUAAUAUCGGACUCAAGGCAGAAUCUAAAGGACACAACGGUGAGCACAACGCAUCUCCCAACUGCGGCAACAACAACGACCACAAUAGCAUCCACAACGCUGCCCCUAACAAUGGGCGCACAGCCCGGCUCCAGCAGCAGUGGAGCGGGUGGUGGUGGUGGUGGAGGCGGUCUCGGAAUGGGUCUCAACAUGGGCACCUCGCUGAGCAUAACACCUGCGCACAACACCACUGGAAAUCAUCUGGAAUUACCAUAUGCCAACAAUCCCAAUCUACUCAGUCCCGAUGUGCUCAAUCAGCGUAGAGGUAGUCGCAGACCCUCCAUACUGCCCGUGCCGGAUAUGUUUACCUCCUCCUCGUUCAGCAUUGCCGGCAACGAUGAUGGCGACGAGGGCGAUGAGAGCGAUGAUGAGAUCGAUGACGAGAUGCCCUGGCGAUCGCCCUCUGAGAAGAUUGCUUGCUUGGGCGGUCACUUUCCACAAUCGCGAACAUAUUCGCUCAUCAUGAGCUCCUCGGAGGACUCGUAUCAGCGGGGCAGCGUAGCUGGCUCCUGUCUCUAUUGCAGCGCGAAUGAGUGGCCGCCUGCACCGGUGCGCCGGCGUGCCAUGAAGAAGAGCUACAGCUGUGACAGUGAGUGCGUCCUGCCCACCGCCACCGGUCAGCGGUUGAUGCAGGGCGCGGCAACGGGGAUGGGAAUGGGGAUGGGGAUGGGCGGUGGCACGCUUGCGAUGCUGGCGGCACGACGGCGUCAGCUGCAGAGGUGCUGCUGCAGCUUCUCGCACGAAAGCAGUGGCAGCACCACAACAACAACCACCUCCGCCACAGCGGCGCUGGCGCUGAGCACCACACAAAUGGGCAACGUGUCCGGCCAGCAGCCACCGUCGUCUCUGCCACCUCAGCCGCCUCUGCCGCCAGCUUUUACAUUCACGUCAAGCAGUUCCGUUGAGACGCGUCGCUUGGCGCGUCCGGUUUGGGCAUCCGACCUUUCCGGGAUUGUCAAAGGUUUUCCGCCAGUUUCGCCCUUCAUCGGGGUCAGCCCGACACUUUGCUACCUGCUCAAAGAGAAGAAGCCACUCUGCUGCCUGCAACUGGCCCAGGUGUGUGAGCACUGCAGCUAUCGCAAUGCCAAGGAGUAUCAGUGGCAGAACAAGACCAUAAUUCUGGCCGCUGAUUAUGCCUCGAAUGGUAUCUACAAUUUCAUCAUACCGCUGCGUGCUCACUUUCGCUCCAAGACCUCGCUGAAUCCCAUCAUUUUGCUGCUAGAGCGUCGACCGGAUGUCGCCUUCCUCGAUGCCCUCUCCUAUUUUCCAUUGGUGUAUUGGAUGCUUGGCUCCAUUGACUGCUUGGACGAUCUGCUGCGGGCUGGCAUUACACUAGCCGAGAGUGUUGUUGUGGUCAACAAGGAGCUAUCCAAUUCCGCCGAGGAGGACUCACUUUCCGACUGCAACACCAUUGUUGCUGUGCAGAAUAUGUUCAAAUUCUUUCCGAGCAUCAAGAGCAUCACGGAGCUGUCGCAGAGUUCGAACAUGCGAUUCAUGCAAUUCCGGGCACACGAUAAAUACGCGCUGCAUCUGAGCAAAAUGGAAAAGCGCGAGAAGGAACGCGGUUCGCACAUCUCCUACAUGUUCCGUUUGCCCUUUGCGGCCGGAGCGGUCUUCAGUGCCUCCAUGCUGGACACGCUGCUUUACCAGGCGUUCGUCAAGGACUAUGUGAUUACGUUUGUGCGCCUCCUGCUUGGCAUUGAUCAGGCGCCGGGCAGCGGAUUUCUAACCUCGAUGCGCAUCACCAAGGAUGAUAUGUGGAUACGCACGUAUGGCCGCUUGUAUCAGAAACUCUGCUCGACGACCUGCGAAAUACCGAUCGGCAUUUAUCGCACACAGGAUACCUCAAAUGCGGAUACGUCACAUGUGAGUAGCUCGCCGGUCGAAAGAUGGGGUCCCUUCUCCGCCUUCAGCAGGCAUUGCGUGCGCUUGCGUCCAUCGUACGAUGAGGAGACCGCCACUCCCGACUCCACCAAGGAUAGCUCCGAAAUGCUGCGAGGCGUCACAUAUCGUCCCCCCUCGUCAGGUGGUGGCGCCUCGUCCAGUUACCGUCCGCGCCAGAAGUCGGUCAACUGCCUAGGUGGCUGUUCGGAGCGAAAGGGAUCAUCCUACUCGAUUAAUCUGGCUGAUGAGGCACGCGAUAAUCAUGCCCAGCAAAUCGAAAGAGCCGAAAUUGCCAAUCUGGUGCGAAGUCGCAUGGAGUCACUGAAUCUACCGACCAUUGACUAUGACGAUGUCAGCGAGAAGCGUAAUCACUUAUCCUAUGUGAUAAUCAAUCCAAGCUGUGAUCUUAAGUUGGAGGAGGGCGAUCUAAUCUAUUUGGUGCGACCCUCACCGUUUUCGGCGCAAAAGACAUUCGAGCGCCACAAUUCGCGUCGCAAGUCGAACAUUUCGUUCUGUUCGAAUAUCAACAUGGGCGCACAAAUGCCCAGUAUGCCCAACACCGCCGUCGGAGCUGGUUCGCGUCGAGGCUCCGGCAUCGCCGGUUUGAACCCAAUGCAAAUGCAGAGCGUUCAGACAUUGGCCGGGUAUGGAUCCUCGCAGCGCUGUACGCCCCCGAUACAGCAAAUUAAAUCGAAUUCUCUUUCUCUACCCGACAGUCCGACGGUGGUUGGCUCACAGCGCGGCAGGAGUAACUCAUUGCGGAUCGAUAGCGAUAUACUGCUGCGUCGCUCCUCAUCGCUGCGCCAAGGAUUGCCCAGCGUGGGCGUGAGCCACGGGCGGCGCAAGUCGUCGCUGGAGGAGAUUGGCAUCAGUCACUUCACAACGCUCAUGCAGGCAACGAAUCACAGCAAUCCCAUCAAGAUAUCGCUCAACGGCAGCAUUGGCAUGGAGAAUCAGAUUUCGUUGCAGGUGACGCCGCCGGAGGAGCCGACGCCCUUGUUGGGUGUGCCCUGCAUUUUGGGAGGCGGCGGCGGUGGUGGCAUUAAUCCCUCAGCUCUCGGCGGCGGCGGCGGCAGCAGUGGAGCCGGCAUGCUGGGCGCCGGCUCAUCGCUGGCGAUAAACACCGCUGAUCUGGGACCAGGACCGAGCACCUCAUCGGGCGCUUCACUGCAGGCGCAGGACUCGCUGCCGCAGUCGUCGCAGGUGCCGUCGCCGCAGCAUCUGCAGGGCACGAUUGUAUGAUACAACCUGAUGUGGGGUCGCCGAUUCCGCUCAUCGAUGUCGAAGAACAAAUGGAUAUAGAAUACGGCCAGCACACACAGGCGUCGAGAUAAAUUCUAGAGCCAACAAAUGCUGACUCCUAUUAUUAAGUUUAGCUGCUAGCCCAAACCCAAAUCCAUUUAUAUAUGAGCAAGAGAUGUCGGCUGUAUUUUCGUGAUAUUUCGAGGCAUGAUAAGAUAUAGUCAAAAAUGGGAAACCCUUGCCGAAUGCAGAUAAUAAAAUUAUCUGUAAAAUCCAUACGACAUUUUUCUUUACCUUAAAGAUUAUUAUUAUU
This is a messenger RNA of Drosophila grimshawi, 5988 nucleotides long. RefSeq names its product potassium channel subfamily T member 2 (gene SLO2). Gene Ontology annotation, cellular component: membrane. NCBI's taxonomy places the organism in Eukaryota, Metazoa, Arthropoda, Insecta, Diptera, Drosophilidae. The coding region runs from base 132 to 5675 and encodes 1847 amino acids. The transcript has 28 exons. Gene Ontology annotation, biological process: potassium ion transport. The record is from RefSeq and is a predicted model, not a curated record. Gene Ontology annotation, molecular function: intracellular sodium-activated potassium channel activity.